Pieris macdunnoughi is the source of this 981-nucleotide messenger RNA. NCBI's taxonomy places the organism in Eukaryota, Metazoa, Arthropoda, Insecta, Lepidoptera, Pieridae. The record is from the annotation of a GenBank genome assembly.
AUGGCUAAGAGAACAGCUACGGUUGCUUUCGACGAACCUAAAACGAAGGUAAUCGAUGGAAAAAAACAUUCCCUUGAUUCUGAUGAAGAGGAUAGUGCCGCUGAAGAAGAAAAACAAAAUGUUUUAAAUGCCGACGACAUUGAAGGUGAAGAAGAAGGUAUUGCUGGAAUGGAAGGUGAAAUUACAAUAACACCAUUUAAUAUGAAAGAAGAGUUGGAAGAAGGACAUUUUGAUACACAAGGCCACUACCAUUGGAAAAAGGAGAAGGAGAUUCGGGAUGGUUGGCUAGAUAAUAUAGAUUGGGUCAAAGUAAAAGGGCGGCCAGAAGAUAAGUAUAAAGUCCAUAAAGAUGAUGAAAUGAAAGGUAUCCUCGAUGACAGUGAUAGUGAAGAUGAAGAACCAGAAGAGAAAUUUGAUCUUAUAUCUAAUUAUAAAGAAAUAUUACAGCAUAUGAAGCCUAAAGAGACCAUAGCAAAAAGUUUACAGAGACUAGGGGCUGCUUCAAAAAUUUCUAGUGCAGACCGGUGGAAAAGAAAAAAGCAAGGAAUAGUUGAUGAGGGCAGUAAAGUUGUUACAAGAGUAACUGAGUUGGCAAAUCAAAUUCUUACUAAAACUGGUAAUAUGGAUAUUUACCAGGAGACAUAUGAAAAAAUUACAAAUACUAUUUCAAAAUCUGAUAAGAAAAACCAAGAUGCAGAAUUAGAUAUGUAUGCAGAUGACUUCGACCAGAAAGAAAAGCAAACUUUGGGCCAAGAGAAUGAAACAAAAGCUGAAAGUGAAAAUGAAGAUUCUAAUGAGGUAAAAUGGGAAUUUAAAUGGAGCCAAGACAAUAAUGCUGAAAUAUCUGGACCUCAUUCUACAAGUCAAAUGAAUAAAUGGGCAAAUGAGGGUCACUUCAAAUCAGGUGUUUGGGUCAGGAAGCAUGGAGAAGACUCACAAUUCUACAGCUCCAGUAGAAUUGAUUUUGAAAUAUAUAUGUAA